Molecule: messenger RNA, 8422 nt
Organism: Monodelphis domestica (gray short-tailed opossum)
Lineage: Eukaryota; Metazoa; Chordata; Mammalia; Didelphimorphia; Didelphidae
Gene: WDFY2
Product: WD repeat and FYVE domain containing 2
Biological process (GO): positive regulation of fat cell differentiation; positive regulation of protein phosphorylation
Cellular component (GO): early endosome
Molecular function (GO): protein binding; metal ion binding
Source: RefSeq, a predicted model, not a curated record
UGCUUGAGCUGUAAGGAAGCCUCACAAAAGACGCCUGCGCACGAGCCUUUGAUUCCCCACCUAGUUUGGACCCUGUCCCAUUUCCCGGAAGUGAUGUUAAUCAUGCGUAAUCCAGCUGCCUAUGCUCCUCCCCUCGGACUCUGGGCCCUGCCCCUGAGGGAUGGCCCAGCCCCUUUCCCCUCCUCCCUCCUCCCCCUCCCUUCUCUUGCUCUCGGCUCCGUCCCCUCCCCUCCCUAGGGCCGUAUUAGUGCCUCGGAUCGCCGCUUUUUCUGUCGCUCCUGGGCCUGCAAGUGCCACUUAGUUAUCCCGGAGGCGCAGGCGGGAUAUGAUCUGUGCUUACUACUGUCCCUGUCCCGCCGGUCAGCUGUCCCGUCGCAACCCCGAACCAGCAUCCGCGGGGCUGUGCGUUCUUGCGUGUGCCAGUGCCCUGCCCGGGCCCCGUGGUUGAGACUGCGGUGCCCCCCGACCCGCCCCCUCCUCCCAUGGCGGCAGAGAUCCAGCCGAAAGCGCUGACCCGCAAGCCGAUCUUGCUGCAGCGGGUAGAGGGGUCCCAGGACGUGGUGAACAUGGCAGUGAUUGUGCCCAAAGAGGAGGGAGUCAUCAGCGUCUCAGAGGACAGGACGGUCCGGGUGUGGCUCAAGAGAGAUAAUGGACAGUACUGGCCAAGUAUCUACCAUACAAUGCCUUCUCCAUGUUCAUGCAUGUCUUUUAACCCGGAAACAAGAAGACUGUCCAUAGGUCUAGACAAUGGUACAAUAUCAGAAUUUAUUUUAUCAGAAGAUUACAACAAGAUGAGUCCUGUGAAAAACUACCAAGCUCACCAGAGCAGAGUAACAAUGGUCCUGUUUGUUCUGGAGAUGGAGUGGCUGCUGAGCACGGGACAGGACAAGCACUUCACCUGGCACUGCUCAGAGAGCGGGCAGCGCCUGGGAGGUUACCGCACCAACUCGGGACCCUCUGGCCUGCAAUUUGAUGUUGAUACGCGACAUGUGUUUGUGGGUGACCAUUCAGGACAAGUUACAAUCCUCAAACUGGAGCAAGAAACCUGCAGCCUCGUCACAACAAUCAAAGGACACACAGGUGGAGUGACAGCUUUAUGCUGGGACCCAGUCCACCGAGUGCUGUUCUCUGGCAGUUCCGAUCACUCUGUUAUCAUGUGGGACAUUGGUGGAAGAAAAGGAACUGCAAUUGAGCUCCAAGGACACAAUGACAAAGUCCAGGCUCUCUCCUAUGCUCCACAUACUCGACAGCUCAUCUCUUGUGGAGGAGAUGGUGGUAUUGUGGUCUGGAACAUGGAUGUCCAGAGGCAAGAGACUCCAGAAUGGUUGGAUAGUGAUUCCUGUCAAAAGUGUGACCAGCCUUUCUUCUGGAACUUCAAGCAAAUGUGGGACAGUAAAAAAAUCGGCUUGAGACAGCACCACUGUAGGAAGUGUGGGAAGGCCGUCUGUGGCAAAUGCAGCUCCAAGCGUUCCUCCAUCCCACUGAUGGGCUUUGAAUUUGAAGUGAGAGUCUGUGACAGCUGUCACCAGUCCAUCACGGAUGAAGAACGUGCACCCACUGCUACCUUCCAUGACAGUAAACAUAAUAUUGUUCAUGUACAUUUUGAUGCCACCAGAGGAUGGUUAUUGACUUGUGGAACAGACAAAGUUAUUAAGUUGUGGGAUAUGACACCAGUGGUAUCUUGAUGAUGCUUUCCAGAAUCUGAAAAACAGCAUUUCCAGAAGCAAGUCAUUUUAACAUGAAUCACUGAGGAAGAUGAAAGUAAAGAUGAGUGUGGUAGGAUGUAAAGGAGCGACUAAAGAAUCUGAGUUUGUUUUUAAGUCAUCUGCUAGUGAGGGGUGCACACUAACAAGGAGACUCUUAUUUCAACUUGUUCACAUAACAUAAAGAGAUAUUUUUUUAAGCAAAUGAUUUGUAUUACCUGGCUAUACUACAUUGUUUUAAGAUUGUCUGAAAAAAAUCUGGGUAGGAUGGAUGUUUCGUUUUUAAUAUUUCAACACUUCAUUGUUCUUGCUGCUUUGUUGGGGAAGUUGAUGGAGGUGUCUUUUCAAGAGGUGGGAGGGAGCCUUUGUGGUUCCACCAGUUCCCCACCUCAGGAUAAACUACCACAUGGGUAAGCAUCACUUUUACCUCCCGCUCAUCUCAAAUCUGCUCUCUAGAAAGAAUGUAUUUAGGCUAUUUAUUGUAGAUGUUUCUGGUUUCAUCUCCAAUUCAGUGGAGGCAUUUGUGAAGAACGACUGACUUCUUGAAGGAGCUAAACAGCAGUGCCUGGCUUCAUCUAGUCUUUAUCAAAUACAGAUAAACCACUCUCAGUUUCCUGAACCACAGAAGGGAAAUGGGAGUUUUUCCUGCCUUUCCCUGCUCCUCCUAAAAAUAGUGGUUAAAGUGCCCCACAACCAUCUAGAAGAUGUCGAAGUUGAUGAUUACAGCUGAGAGCAUCUCCUAUUAGCACCUGCGCCAAUCUGAACUCAGCUGUAACCACAUAAGCUAUUUUCAGUGAAAUUUUAGUGACAGGCCCUUCUCAGGUUUCACCAAGCCUCACAUUAUAAAACCAAUUGUCUCUUAGAUUUCUGUUCCUUUUGAACUUAAAUGUGUUCAUUUGUAUAAAAUUUUAAUUGAAUCUCUUUUAUUCUUCCCACUCAAACUAUGCAUUAAAGGGGGGGGGGGAACUCAUGGAAUUGAUCCAGACAUUUUGCAUACUAAAAUGAUAUAUCUCUUGAGAGACAUGGUAUUGUGGAAUUCUGCUUUUUCGUGUGUUUUUCUUUGGGCAAAACUUUAAAUUUGUUAAUGAAAUGUAAGAUAAUGAUUUUUAAAGUGAACCAAAAUGGCCUGCCUAUUAUUGUAUUUCUCUUCUUAACUUCUUUCAUUUUGAGCCCAAAAAGAAGUGGAAUGAAACCCUGCUAGGGAAAAUUGCCAGUUCUUCCAGUUGUGAAAAGAAGACUCAUAUAGAGCUUAGAAAAUUUGCUCAUUUUCUAUCUAGAAAACUUAUUUUUUAUUCUCUUAUGAAUGAACUCAUUUUCACUAUAUUGAAAAACCUUGACUUCCACUGUACCGUUUAUAUAUCUGAGUUAGCAAACUUUUUACUAGGGAUGGGGAGGACUUUGGAAACUCUCCCUUUUAAUUUCUUCCUUUCUGGAAAGCAGAAAGUCUUAUGGUACUGCAGAUUUCUUAUUAUUUAACUUUCUCUCUUCUUGGUUUUUUAAAUUGUGUGGCUGGCGGUUAGCACCAAACAAACUAGAAAACCAGCCCUCAUAAUGGAAAGCUCUGCUUCCUGGUUCUGUGACCUCUUGAAUAACUUGGUAGUGAUUAUGACAAUGUAAGAGGCCUUGGGGAAAAUAGCACUGUGUGAUGCCUUAUUAAAUUGAAAUUUUAUGCUUAUAAACAAGAAAUUUUGGCAGAACACAGGGAAAGAAAUAUUCCCAUGUUCCUGUGACUCAUCCCAACCCCCCAAAAUGUGUAAAUAGGACAAAUCAUCCUAAGGAACAAAAAACACUUACCACUUUUUUUUUCUCUCCCCCAAAUGCCUUCCCUGCUAUCAGUAGCUGCUCUAAUCAAUAUUUUGAAUGUCUUCUGCAUGUCUGUCUCAUUUAAGGGCUUUUAAAAUUCAGAUUUUUUAAAUAUUCAAAUGUCUAUAGUCUAUAUGCCUGGAUCUCAAUACUCUAUUACUAAUUUCUAAGUACUAAUAGGUGGAGGUGAUCCACAAAAAUGACUAGAAGGCCUCACACUCUAGUUUGCCUUCUUCCUUUUGGCAAUUCUGGCCAGUACAAUAAAAGGGAAAUCUAGUAUUAAGGAAAUGAUGGGACAAUUGCCCAUCAGGCCUUUGCACAAAUUCUCCAAAUGAGCCAAAAAUCUCUUUGGACAAAUACUUGCACUCUUAAAGGAUCUCACAUGAUUCUUUUAGAUUACUGGCAUGUGACUUAAAUGUGAUUUUUUUGCAUGGAAGUCUAUACUCAAAAAGCCUUUACAAAGUCUAUUCAACAUCACAUUCUUAUCUAAGCCCAAAGAGUUGCUCAUCAUUUAAAGCCAAUUGAGUCAUUCUCAAGUUUCAUCAGUGGUAUGAAUUUUGCUUUUAAAAGAAUUUUGUGAGGGACAGUGAAGUAGCUAAGUAGAUUGAGAGUCAGGCCUAGAGACAGAGUUCCUGGAUUCAAAUCUGGCCUCAGACACUUCCUAAACUAUGUGACCCUGGGCAAGUCACUUAACCCUCAUUGGAACUAACACUUAGUAUUGCUUCUAAGAUGGAAGGUAAGGGUUUAAAAAAAUACGAUGUUUCUAAUUUGCUUUGUUCCUUCUCUUUUCUGACUGUCCUUGAUGUCAUUUGGAUUCAGGGAAGAUAGUGUAGUCACAUGAGCUGGUUAUCUCAGAAAAUCUUGAAUGCUUUGAUUUUUAAAUUGUGUUCUUGUCCUCUUUUUACAAAUAGAAUCCCCCCUCCCCAUUUGACCCAAUAAGUAGACAUUCCUUUCUUCUAUUUACUACUUUUAUUUAACCAUUACCUUCUGUCUUAGAAUUGAUACUCAGUAUUAGUUCUAAGGCAGAAUAGCAGUCUAGACAUUUGAGAUUAAGUACUAGACAAUUAGAGUUAAGUGACUUGCCCAGGAUCACAUAGCUAGGAAAUGCUCUAUCUCCAAUGAGCCAUCUAGUUGUCCCCCUUCAUUUCCUUCUUCUAAGGAAUUAACAUCUCAAGAACAGCAGCUGACAAAUUAUCCUCUACCAUAACAGAAAGAAAAAAAAAUCGGAUGAAAUAAAAUUUAGAACCUCAUUUUGUUCCUUUGCCUAAGCAGCCUUUCUGAUUGGCUUUUUAAAUUUCCCUCUCAUUUGCCUUAAUAUUAAUAAAUAGAUCUUUCAUUAUCAGAAUUGGAAAGAACCUUAAGAUUUACCAAGACUCAGCCUUAGCCACGCCAGACAGACAGACAGCACUGGCUGGGCCAGGGGAGCCUUUGGGGAGGGGAUUGGGGGGGAGGGGGGAGGAGAUAGUCUAGAAUAGCUCUGCAGGAACUGUUUGCUUUGGGAAAUUUUUACUUUAGGGAACUGUGACUAGCACCUGGUGUGACAAUACAGUCCUGGCAUGAAGGCAUUCAACCAGAUCACCCUUAGAAAGGAAGGAUUGUGCCAUUGGGUCCAAUUUCUUUUCUUUAAAAAUAGAUUUGAUAUACUUUCUUUCACCAACUCUGGUCAAGCUAGUAAAUAGAUAAUAGGGCACUCGUUGCAGGUCUGUGCCCCACCACUCAGGCCGCAGAGCCAGCGUGGAGACUGGAAGUUCAGGUACCCACAAGAACACAUAGAAUGAAGGAACCCGUUUGGUGGCUCUUCUGGGCAGACCUCUGCCCUGCUCUAGGAACACCUCCCUUCCUUUGAAGCCUCAUUUCUUAAGAUAUCAUUUCUCUUCUUGUUAUUGCUCAGUUUGUUGGUUGAGCCUUAAUUUAGACUAUGAAGAGUAACUACAAACUAAAGGUAAUAGAAGUAUUUGGAGAUUCUCCAAUUUGAUUUGAUUUCACUACAGGCUCUUAAUGGAUAGGGAGGAUUGGACCUGUGAUUCCAAUGGUGUAGGACAGCCCCUCUACCAUCACAAGUAGGCGCCUUCACUGCACAACCUUUAGAGUUGGAAAGUUGCCUAGAGCCCUGAAAGAUAACAUGACUUACCCAGGGUCACAUUGCUGCCAGGAGUCAGAAGCAGGAGCUGAACCCCGGGGCUCCCUGACUCUGAAGCCAGCUGUCUAUCCACUGUCAUAACUGCCUCUUAACUGUACAUAAAUGAUCUUGUCACCAAGGUUUACCUCUUAAAAUACUGGAAACUAAAAUCUUUUUGCCAGCAGUUUACAUUUUUCAUGCUGACCUAAGAAAUUCUUCUUUUUUGCCUCAUUUAAGGUAGUUUAAGCUGCCUAUUGUUUUGUGUGCAGAUGUGCAAGCUUUUAGAGUGAAAGUAAGCAAGCAUUCAGCAACCUGAAGGAGAGCAAGAAUAAAAUGAACUCUUAAAAGGGAUUUGCCCAUUUAAUUAAUUACAAUCUCAUUUAGUAUGACGUGCCAAAAAAUAGUGUCCUAAACGUCGAUGGUGUACUUUUAAGCUUUUAAAGGUUAACGGCUGCACUAAGGCUUUUGUGGCACCCUGAACGUUCCUGGACUCCUAUACACGUUUGCUAUUAGAACACUGAUCCUUAAGGAGUUAAAGAGAAACACCAUCCCUAAUGCUUUGAAAGAUGUUUAGUUGAUCACUUAUCAUUGUUCCAGUCUCAAAGCUUCCUUUCUUUUAUAAAUGCCUGAAAUUGGAAACUUGAAAUGGCCCCUACUUUCACGGAUUCAUCAUUCAAGAAGUAUUGGGUAUUCUCAGGGUACAUAGCCCAAUCGUUGGUGCAAUGGAAUGACUCUAGAACACUACCUUCUCCCUGCAUUGGCCUUGAGGAGUUUACAUAUGAAGUUCAUUUUGGCCUUUAACACCAUCUACCACUUCCUCCUUCCCCCUGAGAGCAGCCUCAGGUUACCACCAGCCAUUUGUAUUCACAGACCUUUGGAAGAGUCAAGGCUACAUGCUUGCUUCCACGACAACCGGAGGAGGGCAUUGCUCUGUACAAUCCAAUUCUGGGAAACAGCUCUUGGCCUUAAGCUAAUUUCUAACUACAUGCUGUGUCUUCAGAACUUUUUCAGAGAGGGAAUUAGGUGAAGCCUGACUCUACCCACACAUGUCAAGGAGCAUUAGGGGACGUGUGUUUUCCCUAAAGAGGCAGAGAUAAAGGAGCAUAGUAUGACCACAGGGGAUACUUGGCUUUGCAGGGCUUCUGAAAUGCCAUUUUUGCCUUUAUACAAUCCCUCUUCCAUUUCUUUAUGCUAUAAACUAGCGUUAUCUUCUAUUUCCAGUGCCCAAAGUAUUAUCUGACUAUAUAUUAUAAAAUCAUCUUUAUUUUUAAACCUCAUUCUGGCCUUACAGAUAAGAACUCAGAAGUUAAACUGUAUAAUUGUUUUUAACAUCAGUUUCUAUCCCUGCAAUUUACAUUAGUAGAAUUCAUAUUCAUCAUCAGGGUUAUCAUAAGCCAGCCACUACUGAUACUAGGCAAGUGCUUAUCUACAAGGCUUGAUUAAGCCAGACAAAGGAGUGGAGACCAUUCUUCUGUAUUGUCCUCUAUCAAAUUCCAAGAAAGCACAGUCUGUAUUUUAUAUCUAUAACUACAUGUACAUUUUGUUAUGGAAAGUGGAAAUAAAGGGGGUGGUGGCUAAUCAAUCACUGUACAGUUUCAUAAAGAGAUAUUUCAAAUAUUCCUCAUGGAUCUCCCUCAACCUUGUAUCAGACCUUUUUGUAUAAGUCUUACUGACCACUCCCCAACCUCCAUUAGUUAAGCUCCUCCAGUUCAGAGACUCUCUUGGUUUUCAUUAAUGGAAUUAUGUUUCUAUAUCCCCCAGCACAUCGCCCAGUGCCUUGUAUGUAGAAGACAACAAAUGCUUGUUGAAUUGGGUCAGCAGUUAUAAGAGAAUCAAACUUGUUUAGGAAAAAGACAUGGAAAUUAUAUGUUGUUUUGAUGAUCAGAUUAGAGAUGGGGAGCCAUAUCUGACUUCAAAUCAGGCCUUGACAUUCUGGGUCUCUUUUGCCUUUUUUAGAUAAUGGAGAGGGCAGACUUUACUAAAUAGAAAGGCCAAACCGGCUUGUUUAUAUCUUUUGUUACUUAAAAAGCACUUUGUGACAACUAGCACAUACCAACAUAAUGGAUGGACCAAACUUUUGUUUCUUAUACCUUUAGUUGUGUUUUAUGUUAUUGAUAUUAUGUGUUUAAGGACAUAUUUUUCAAUGUUGUUGUUAUUUUGCAAAAGAAAACUGUUAUAUAUGUUCAAAACCUGUUCUAUACUGUAUAACUUGGAAAGUACUUGGCCAAAUAAAAACUGGUUUCUGAGCCUGACUUUUGUCACAGUCAGGAACAUGGAUCCUUCCUAUCAUCCUCUAUGGCACAGAUCUUUAAUUGGUUGCAGUUGUCCCAUUUUAUACAUUUAUUUUAAAAUAGGGAGUUCUUUGAGAAUUUCAGGGUCAAAAUGUAAUAAAAAUGAAAGUUGGAGUGGAUCGCUUAAAUGCUAGUCUAUUGUUAAGCCCUCUACCCUUUGCCCUGGGUAUGAAAACAAAACACAGUUAAGUCCUCAGCAACCAGAUCUUGCCACCUGCUCGGAGACAGCUAUCUUAGCAUUAUAUUCAGGAAAUCUCUGUUUCAAUUUCAAAGGGUUUCCACAAUGUGAUAGAAUAAUAAAGAUUAUGACUUUGUCACGUUAAAGAUACAUAUCUAAUAUCAUGAUAAAAUGCUGCGGAAUGGCGUGAAUGUUUUCCAUCCACUCAUUUUUCCUUUGCCCUCUUCCAUGGAAUUGAACUGUAUGUCUGUUCAUAUAAUGAUAUAAUAAGACUUGAUGAAAAGCUGCCUCUGUGGUUGAAAAUAAACCUUUGUGAAACCUUCCUGUA